GUUUAUUCAUGAUUGUCAAAGUAUAAAAAUGCAAAAAAUUUGGUUACUACUAACAAUGGUAGUAAUGAUGACCCCUGGUUGUCUAGCUGAGAACAAACAUCAUCAUCAUAGAUAUCAAUUAGCUACAUCCACAACUUCAACUUUUGUUACUUCUACCAUUGGUUCGACAGUUACUAUGGCACCGGCUAAAAGAGAUGAUAUGCCUGCAUUACCCGAGGCAAGCACUUCGUAUAGUUACAAGAUAGAAGUACCUAAUGGAUCCAAUUAUCCUAAGAAUCCAUAUGUAUUAAUAGAAAGUUUACCAGAAGAUUUAGUUUUCAUAGUGGUGGGGGCCAUCAUUGGGCUUUUAAUUCUUUCCUUUUUCACUUAUAGGGUUAUAAGUUACUUAUUAUCAAAUAAAACUGCCAAAAGUGAUCGAGAAUUAUAUUUCCAUAAUUUUUUCCUCGGUAGUGAUUCAAGCAAUGCCAGCUUUUUGAAUGGAAGUAGUAAUGGAAUGACUAGUUCAGAUUCCUCGAUGUGGGAGAAAAACUCCAGCCACUUCACUUCUAAUUCAAGUCUAUAUUUAUUAAAUAGACAAAGUUCUCUUUUGAAUUUAAAUUCUCCAAGUACUGGUCCAAAUACUUCUCAACAAGGAAGAUCUUAUAGAGGAGCAAUAAAUAACCAAAAUGCAAAUAGUACUCCUGGCAAUCGAGGAUCCAUGUUCAUCAGUCCGAUUCUCGAUAUAAUGGUUAAUUCAAAAUCGAAUUUGGAAUUACCAUUAUAUAAUUCUAAUAAGAGUUUAACUGAUUUGAAUCUGUACUCCAUGAUGAAAUCAGAUAAUCUCCCUCCACCAAGAACUUCAACCAUUCCUAUGAGUCUUGCCCUUGAUAAUGGAACCAAUGAAAGUAUCAAUUGGCAAACCUCGGUUGGUAACGGCUUUGACACUCCUACAAUCGAGCCCGUGGCCGUCAUGAAUAGCACCGACCGUUUAAUAGACUCCCCCCAGACCCAGGAACCACCCAAGAUGAAGAGACCUCCUUCCCAAUUCUUGGAUGACUUGAUCAAUGACAUACAUACAUAGCAUUUAUAGAUUAUAGACUUCGCAUCACUAAUACACUAAUAUCAUUAUCAUAAGUAAUCUGCAUCAUCAAUACACUGAUGUCAUUAUCUUCAUAAGUAAUCGCAUCACUAAUACACUAAUAUCAUUAACUAAGUAAUUUUGCAGCAUUGAGGAUGGGUCACGUGACGCACACUUGAAAAACCUC
Molecule: messenger RNA, 1244 nt
Organism: Hyphopichia burtonii NRRL Y-1933
Lineage: Eukaryota; Fungi; Ascomycota; Pichiomycetes; Serinales; Debaryomycetaceae
Product: pheromone-regulated protein
Exons: 1
Coding region: 29-1060 (343 amino acids)
Cellular component (GO): cellular bud neck; fungal-type vacuole
Source: RefSeq, a predicted model, not a curated record